UAUGUAUAUAAAAAGUUCCAACAAUAAAACUUCGCCCGUCAAAAAGGACUCGAUGCAACUUCAAUAAUUUCGUCUGCAAAAAGAUUGAACCGCCCAAAUUGGCAAUGUCGAGCUCUUCGUCCUCCCCUGGAUCAAUGAAAGCAAAAUGGGGAGUAUCCUCAUCCGAUGUGGUUUAUCAUUUCGGCACCAGUGGAAUGUCUGUUGCUACUGCAACCGUAACUACUCAUCCUUUAGAUGUUCUCAAGGUCAGGCUGCAAAUGCAACUAGUCGGCCAAAGAGGUCCGUUGACUGGCAUGGGACAAAUUUCUAUGCAAGCAGUCAAAAGUGAAGGACUCAGGGCCUUGUAUCUGGGAUUGACACCUGCUUUAAUGAGGUCAGUUCUUUAUGGAGGUCUCCGUUUAGGCUUAUACGAACCUUCAAAAUAUGUGUGUGAAUUGGCUUUUGAGUCCCACAAUGUCUUGAUGAAGAUUGCAUCUGGAGCAUUCUCUGGUGCUGUUGCAACAGCACUUACCAAUCCAGUGGAAGUGUUGAAGGUACGGUUGCAGAUGAGAGGAACAAACACUCGUGGGCCAAUCCAGGAACUGCAAAAAAUUGCUUCAGAAGAGGGCAUUGCAGCCCUAUGGAAGGGGCUUGGUCCUGCAAUGACCAGAGCUGCUGCAUUGACUGCAUCACAGCUGGCAACGUAUGAUGAAUCCAAGCAGAUGUUGAUGAAAUGGACUUCUCUUCAGGAAGGAUUUUAUCUGCAUCUCACUGCAAGUACUAUAGCUGGCACUGUGAGCACCAUCAUGACUGCACCGAUUGAUAUGGUUAAAACAAGACUUAUGCUGCAACGACAAUCUCAAAGUGCUGGAAGCUAUAAAAAUGGCCUCCACUGUGCCUACCAGGUUCUGCAAACAGAAGGUCCUCGUGGUCUUUACAAAGGGGGCUUCGCGAUGUUUGCAAGACUGGGCCAGCAAACAACCAUUACCUUCAUAGUCUGCGAGCAGCUGCGCGGACUUGCAGGACUCAAUGCGCUCUGACUCGUUCUUGGAUUUACACAUGAUUCAAUAACUGAAGAUGGAUAGACAUUUUUGAGGUAUAAGUCACCCCAACCUGUGUUUGGAAUUGGUAUAUUGUUUUAUAAAAUGUGAUAAAUCUGUCCUUGAUUGGUGCUACUUGUAGUUAGGGGGACAGUCUGUAUAUGGGGUAUUAUCUGAUUGUGGGGCCAUUUUUAGGCGUGUUGUUGUAUUCAUUGUAACGAUGGUGAAAAUGACUAUUUUUCGAGGUAAAAAUGAUAAAAUGGUGUUUGUUUC
Salvia splendens (bonfire salvia) is the source of this 1292-nucleotide messenger RNA. Its product is annotated as mitochondrial substrate carrier family protein ucpB. The record is from RefSeq and is a predicted model, not a curated record. The transcript is spliced from 9 exons. The coding region runs from base 105 to 1019 and encodes 304 amino acids. Lineage: Eukaryota; Viridiplantae; Streptophyta; Magnoliopsida; Lamiales; Lamiaceae.